Messenger RNA from Anopheles bellator, 4026 nucleotides. RefSeq names its product diacylglycerol kinase theta. Gene Ontology annotation, molecular function: ATP-dependent diacylglycerol kinase activity. The coding region runs from base 1 to 4026 and encodes 1341 amino acids. NCBI's taxonomy places the organism in Eukaryota, Metazoa, Arthropoda, Insecta, Diptera, Culicidae. Gene Ontology annotation, biological process: diacylglycerol metabolic process; intracellular signal transduction; lipid phosphorylation. The transcript is spliced from 16 exons. The record is from RefSeq and is a predicted model, not a curated record.
AUGGCGAGCGGCGAGCAUACGUUCGGAAGAAAGACAUUUCACAAGCCAACCUAUUGCCAUCACUGCUCGGAUCUGCUGUGGGGUCUCAUCGGACAGGGCUACAUCUGUGAAGUGUGCAACUUCGUGGUGCACGAGAAGUGCGUGUCCAACACCGUGACACCGUGCCUGGGCAUCGCACCGUACCUGAUCCGGAACCCGGUGGCGCACUGCUGGUCGGAGCCGUCGCACCACAAGCGAAAGUUUUGCUCCGUGUGCCGCAAGCGCCUGGACGAAACGCCCGCCGUGCACUGUCUGAUAUGCGAGUACUUUGCGCACGUCGAGUGCCAGGACUUUGCCAUACCGGACUGCAAGGAGAAUGCCACGUACGUGCCGGGGAAGGAGCUGGGCCACGUCAAACACCAGCACCACUGGCGCGAGGGCAACCUGCCACAGUCGUCCAAGUGUGCGUACUGCAAGAAGACGUGCUGGUCGUACGAAUGCCUUACAGGUUAUCGUUGUGAAUGGUGCGGCACCACGACGCACGGCGGCUGCCGGAACAACAUCCAGGCCGAGUGCACGUUCGGCACGCUGCAGCCCAUCUACCUGCCACCGCACGCCGUGUCCGUGCCGCGAACGGAAGUGCCAAUGGAAGCCAUCAUCGGGGUGCAGAACCGCAACAAGGGCACGCCCGGCAUCCAGCGAGACUAUUCGUGUCCGGAACUGUGGACGAUCGGGAUGUACGGUACGGGCAACGGCAGCACCGAGCGGUUGCUGCAGAGCGUCGAGCAAGAAGAACGGAAGCACAGCGCCGGCCAGCUGUCUCCGCCGGUGUGCUUCACGUUCUACGACGACGACGAUGACAGCGCCAGUGUCACCAGCCACCAGCACCAGAGCCAGCCAGCGCCGGAGCCACCGCAGCCAGAGCCGCAGUACCACAGCGACAACAGCUUGCUGCUGGCCGUUGGGGACGAGGGGUUGGUGCGGCCAACCCAGCGCACCCGGAACCUGAUCCAUCCGGCCCUGCGCCGCACCAAGGUGGCCUACGAUCCGGCCGGCGGUCUGGUCGUGCGUAGCCGCUCGUUCCAGGACCACUCCGAUAGCAUUCCAAAGCGGCUCGCGAAGCCGAGCUACAGUCCACGGUUUCUGGCGCGCUUCCGGUACCGGAAGAAGCACCACCACCAGGCGCCUCCAUCGCUGUUCCGGCGGUCACCGUCACCGCCGGACCACCUCGACUGCGGCACGUUCGGUGGUUCGAUCCGGGCGGCGCUAGCACCGGUGCUACCGCACGCACCUCCCACCGUCCGGCCGCUGCUAACGGUUAUCGGGGUGAACGGGGACGAGCGGGAAGCCUCGUCGUCCUCGGCUGCCUGCUCCGACUACGACCUGGUCGAACCCCGGUACCCCGGAGCCCGGCUGACGGUUGGAUCGGCGAUGGCGGCCACUGGCCGCUGGCCGCUCGACUCGAGACGGGUCGCGUCCUACGAUGACGUCAGUGAGUUUACGUUCAUCGAUGACGAUGGAUCGGACGAGGUGCAGGUGGACCAUGAACCGACCGAGACCGACGGUAGCCUGGCGCAGGUACCUCUGUUAUCGCCGCCACCACCGCUGGGCACCCGUGACGUGCCGUGCCGCCCAGCAACGUUUCACAGGGCGCACCAACAACAGCAUCACCAACACCACCACCACCACCAGCACCAUCUGCUCGGGCGGCUCCUGCGCCAGAUGCGCAAGUGCUCGAUGGGCUGGAGCAAAACUGGAUGUCGCGUCCGCCGAGCUCGCAGCAUCUCCGAGGAGAUAGCGUUGGAGAACCGCUACCGCGACGAUGAGUACGUCCCGAAGGGCGAGAGCAGCAGCUCCGGCACUCACCCGAAGCCCGAUUCUGCGCACAAACCCGACAAAGAUAAGGAUAAGAAAGAUAAGGAGAAGGAGGAACGCGAUGAAGAAACAAUCAAGGUAUUCGACGGGAACUGUUCAUAUCGAAGAAGAAUAUUUAGAGCCAUCACCGUACCUAGAACUUGCUCGCUGGAACAACUCUUGACCACCGCCUUGAGGGCCUUCCACAUAGCCAGGGAUCCGAACCUAUUUUUUCUCACCGACGUCUACGGCGACGAGGUCAGACUGCAGGAUCCCAUCCCGGUGCCAACACUGCACAGGGUGGAAGGCAAACGACCGGCCACCUACCUAAGAUUUCGCGACAAGGAGAACGAUCAUGGGUUCGUGCGCGUCUACCCGGGCAAGCUGCAGGUGGAGAACGCGUACGUGAUCGUGCCGGUCGACAACGACACCACCGUGAAGGAUCUGAUCGGUGAGUCGCUGAAGAAGUUCGGCCUGCAGAGCCACCAGAUCGAGGACUACCGCUGCUCGGAGAUCCUGCUCGACCGGGGCGUCACCGAGCGGGUGCUGUCGUGGAACGAGCGACCGUGGGAGAUCAUGAAGCAGCUCGGCAAGGACUCGAUCCGCCAGAUGGAGCUGAUGCGCUUCUACCUGCAGCUGAAGCAGGACCCGCACGGCCCGAACCUGGCCCUGUUCGUGGGUAACCUGCCGCCCGGGCUGUCGCAGCGCAACUACGAACACAUUCUGACCGAGUUCCUGGGGUUCGAAAACAAGUUCAGCAGCAUCGGGCCCAUCUACUACGAGUACGGUUCGCUCGUGAUCACCUACGAAAAUGCAUCCAAAGCGGUUCGUGCAUUCCAAGCCCUGCGCGAGUCCAAGUACGAGGAGAAGCACCUGCUGGUGCUGCUGCUGCCGAACAUCGAACCGAGCAUGGUGCCGCCCGGGGUCCAGCCGCUGCUGGUGUUCGUGAACGUCAAGUCCGGUGGCUGCCAGGGUCUAGAGCUUAUUAGUAGUUUUCGUAAAUUAUUAAAUCCAUAUCAAGUGUUUGAUUUGGAUAACGGAGGACCACUACCGGGGCUGUACGUGUUCCGUCACAUUCAAGACUACAAAAUCCUGGUGUGUGGCGGCGACGGUACGAUCGGCUGGGUGCUGCAGUGUCUGGAUAACGUGGGCCAGGACUCGGAGUGCUCUAGCCCACCGUGUGCCAUCGUUCCGCUCGGUACCGGCAACGAUCUGGCCCGCGUACUGCGCUGGGGUGCCGGCUACACCGGCGGCGAGGACCCGCUCAAUCUGCUGCGUGACGUGAUCGACGCAGAAGAGAUCCGGCUCGACCGCUGGACCGUGGUCUUCCACCCGGAGGACAAGCCGGAGGACGCGACGCCGAAAGCGCAACCCAACUCAACCGGUAAGAAGAAGAAAAUACAACAACAGCAAACCCAACAGCAACAGCAGCACCAGCAACAGCACCAGCAUCCAUCGGUGGCGAUCGUGGCCACCAACCCGGCGCAAGUUGUCGGAGGGGCACAGAGCGAGGACAAUUCGCAGAUCUUCGUGAUGAACAACUACUUCGGCAUCGGCAUCGAUGCCGACCUGUGCCUGGACUUCCACAAUGCGCGCGAGGAGAACCCGAACAAGUUCAACUCGCGGCUCCACAACAAGGGCGUGUACGUGAAGAUGGGCCUCCGGAAGAUGGUCGGCCGGAAGAUGGUGAAGGAGCUACACAAGGAGCUGCGGCUGGAGGUGGACGGGAAGGUGGUGGAGCUACCGCCCGUCGAGGGUAUCAUCAUACUGAACAUCCUCAGCUGGGGCUCCGGUGCCAAUCCGUGGGGUCCGGAGAAGGAGGACCAGUUCAGCAAACCGAACCACUGGGACGGCAUGCUGGAGGUGGUCGGUGUCACCGGUGUCGUGCACUUGGGCCAGAUACAGUCCGGGUUGCGUUCCGCCAUGCGAAUAGCCCAGGGUGGUCACAUCAAAAUUCAUCUUCAUUCCGACAUACCGGUGCAGGUCGAUGGAGAGCCGUGGGUGCAGAGCCCCGGAGACGUGGUGGUACUGAAGUCGGCCCUCAAGGCGACGAUGUUGAAGAAGAUGAAGGGCAAAAUGAAGCGACGGAACACCGAGCCGACGAUGCAGGUGAUGGGCCCGUCGGGCAUCCAGAUGACGCUGGCCGCCCCCCAGGAGCCCGACGAGGUCGACUCCAACAAUACGGAUUUUUGA